Messenger RNA from Gadus macrocephalus (Pacific cod), 2630 nucleotides. It is a transcript of the gene vrk3, whose product is annotated as VRK serine/threonine kinase 3. Gene Ontology annotation, biological process: peptidyl-serine phosphorylation; signal transduction. Gene Ontology annotation, molecular function: ATP binding; protein serine/threonine kinase activity. Gene Ontology annotation, cellular component: nucleus; cytoplasm. NCBI's taxonomy places the organism in Eukaryota, Metazoa, Chordata, Actinopteri, Gadiformes, Gadidae. Bases 110 to 1672 code for a protein of 520 amino acids. The record is from RefSeq and is a predicted model, not a curated record. The transcript is spliced from 15 exons.
CUCAUGAACAGGGCUACGUCCGACUGCUCUUAGAGUAGAAGAAGUUCCACUUCAUAGCAAGCUGCCGGAACUUGGAGCUGUAAACAACAUCAGGAUAAUAAAAAUAAGGAUGCCGUUUCAGUUCUGCCCUCAAUGUGGGACGAAGCUGCAAGCGGAUUUCCGAUUCUGCCCGUCUUGUGGCGAGAAGUUUCCGGCUCCAGCGGGGGCGGGACCAUCGGGAGACGACACAAGCUGUGGUUCUGGAGAGAGUUCGGGCAGUUUCUCUCCCGUCUCCGUCUCCCCCCGGCCUCCUCUGGGGUCGCCGCGUUGCUAUACCAUUCGGGGGAAACGUCCCGCAGAAGAUCCAGCUCCCCUCCAGGAUGCCUCUCCUGUCCUCCCCAAGGGGGGGAGAGCCAGAGGCAAGACACCAACUGCCCUCAAACAGAAAGAUGGGAUGGAGGGUCUGAACGCCCCGCCGGCCAAGAAGGCCCCAACGCCAGUUAAAGGAAGGGGCAGGUCAGUGUGUGAGCGGCAGGUGGAGGAAAAGGAGACCUCAGCAGACAACUUCUCGACCUCCCCCUCCCCGUUCUUCAGGACCUCCCCUGGAGGGGACCCCAGCCCGGGGCCCAAGCCCGCCCAGACGUCCCCUCAGAAGGAGAGCUGGGUCGUACGUCACAAUCACAUCCGCCGGGGGUCGAAGGUAAAGUCAAGGAGCGGCAAGCGUGUGUCUGCUGUGAUACCGCUGCAGGAAGGGAAGGAGCUUACAGACACGGCGUGCAGGAAGUGGAGGCUGGGGAAGCUGCUGAGUCAGACGGAGACGGACCUGGUCUACGAAGCCUUCGCCUCCAACUCCAAGGAAUCCAAACACAUUCUCAAACUGGGCGCUAAAGACGGUCGGAUCUUCAACGAGCAGAACUUCCUGCAGCGCGCUGCUAAAACCUCAUCAAUGGACAAGUGGAUCAAAAGCAACAGGCUGGAUUUCCUCGGACUGCCCCCCUGUGUGGGCUUCGGUCUCCAUGCAUUCCAAUACAGGUUUCUGAUCUUCCCCAGCAUGGGCCAGACCCUGCAGUCCAUCCUGGAGAGCCAAGCCACACUCCCGUCCGAGAGAACGGUUCUCCAGCUGGCCUGCAGGAUCCUGGACGUUCUGACCUUCAUCCACUCCAACGAGUACGUUCACGGGGACAUCAACGCUGAGAACAUCUACAUCUCGACGGAGGACCCCUCCCAGGUGUUCCUCGCUGGCUACUCCCACGCCUUCCGCUACUGUCCCGGGGGCCAGCAGGUGGAGUACCGUGAAGCCAGCCGCACGCCACACGAGGGUGCUCUGGAGUACAUCAGCGUGGACGCCCACAAGGGGGCAGGGCCUAGCCGACGCAGUGACCUGCAGAGCCUGGGCUACUGCCUGCUGCACUGGCUCACGGGCACGCUGCCCUGGGACUCAACCAGCGACCCGCAGACCAUCUGCGCACAGAAGCAGAGGUUCCUAGAGGACGUUCCCACUCUGCUCAGCAGCUGCUUCGGGGAGAAGAGAGUCUCCAGUGUGGUGCAGCAGUAUGUAACCCAGGUGAUGGCUCUGGGAUACACAGACACACCUGACUACCCUGCCCUUAAGGCAUGCCUGAAUGACGGCCUGCUGGCGCAAGGGGGCGCCCUGGAGCAGCCACUCAGCUCCAUGACGGCCUCCUGCCGCUAGGGGGCGCCCUGGAGCGGCCGCUCAGCUCCGUGACUGCCUCCUGCCGCUAGGGGGCGCCCUGGAGCGGCCGUUCAGCGCCGUGACUGCCUCCUACCGCUAGGGGGCGCCCUGUUGGCCUCCUGCCCUGUGGCCACUGAUGAAACUGUUUCGGAUUCAGAACGCUACGUGACUUAAAUACCCGUCUCUUUAUUGUUGUAGAGGAAAGGCACUGAACGGGAUUUUAAAUUAAUACUGGUUUUAGAGUGAAGUUUAAUUUAAAAGUGUGUCAUGUCAUUUCGUUUUACCAGUUGAAUACGUUUUACCAGGAUGACUACUAUCUAGUUGAACUUGAUUUUCAUACACUUGUCAAAUGUUUUUUCCACUGUAGUGUCACUGUUGUUGUUUACAAUACAGUCGUUUAUGUCCAAAUGCACUUGGGAAGGGUGACCCACUGAAUUAUAAUGUGUUCUAAAUCCUUCACUGAGUUCACCUUUGACUCGUGGAUGAGAUAGUGUGCUGAUGCUUUACUGUUAUUAAUUGUAGGUGCACUUGUUCAAAUAUACAUGUAGCUUUAUGUUUUGUUCUCAACUUUUUCUAACUUGAUUUUUGUGCUUUGUUAAGUGCUGAAUAUCGUCACAAUAGGUUAUACAUACAAUGCAUAUACAACACGUUAAAACCCACCACAUACACCUCACCGGGAUUAGCUGAAGAGCUAACGGUCAUUUCUCAUGCUUUAGCCUGGAGGCCUUCAUGUCGUGACCUCCCCUGGCAGCGGGGUGGCGCCAGUGUUUCACGUCUUCACAUUUCAUGCGCCAUACUUACAAACAAUACAAACGCUUCUCUUUUUUUUUUUAAGAAAUCUUUAUAUUUUUAAACAAACAUUAUAUUGACAUUUAAAACCAUAUACACUUUUGUUGACUAUGAAAAUGUAAAUCUCAUGUUUGCAAUUCAGAAAAUAAACAACGUCCUCUUGGCCUGA